CCCAGUCGUGAAUCGCAUUCGUUCACGAGCGCACGCGCAAGGUCUCAAGAUGAUUUUGUUUUUGUUAUUGUGCGCGCUUGUCUUAUUUAUUAUUGCUUCAUGGAUAUACUUCCUUAGCGAUGUGAAAAAAUCUAACGUGCCCGGACCCACUCCGUACCCUGUUAUAGGGAACGGGAAUUUAUUCUUGUGUGACUCUAAUAAAUUUUUGGAAAUUUUAUCCAGCUUGGCGAUACAAUAUAAUGAUGCUUAUCGCAUAUACAUCAUGUCGGACAGAUAUUUCGUGUUGUCACACCCUAAAUACAUUGAGCAACUGAUAUCGAGCACAGAAAUAAUAACCAAAGGAGUAUCCUACAACUUCAUGCGCCCGUGGUUAGGAGAUGGCCUUUUGACGUCGACAGGGCCAAAAUGGCGAAGUCACCGCAAAUUCCUGACUCCAGCGUUCCACUACAACAUUCUGCAUACAUUCCUGCCAGUGUUUCUUAAGAACGGGAACAUUUUGUGCGACACGCUGAGGAAGAAGGCCGAUGGCUCGUCUAUAGAGUUAUUCCCGAUUAUGGCAAUGGCGGCGUUGGAUAAUAUUACAGAAACAAUUAUGGGGGUGUCCUUAGAUGCGCAAAAAGAAAAGGACUCCAAAUAUGUUAAAUCUAUCGACGUCGUAAGUCAAAUCAUGGCGACCAGAAUGAGAAACGUGUUCCUGGGAAACGAUUUCUUCUUCUCCUUAACACCACACAAGCGGAAACACGACAAGGCCAUAGAAUUCAUGAACAGACACACCAAGGAAGUCAUAGACGCCAGGAGGAAAGAGCUGAAUGCAGCUAAUGCCAAGAAGCUGGUUGAAAGUUCGGAGUUAGGUAUGAAGAACAAGCACGCGUUCCUGGACUUGCUGUUAUUGGCUGAAGUGGACGGCAAGCAGAUCAGUGAUGAGUGCGUCCGCGACGAAGUGGUCACAUUCAUGUUUGAAGGUCAUGAUACAACGGCGUCGGGCACAGUAUACGGGAUAUACUGUAUCGCGAAUCAUCCAGAAGUGCAGCAGAGGAUUCUAGAAGAACAGAAAGAAGUUUUGGGCGGCGAUUUAAAAAAAGAUCCGACAUUUAGUGAGCUUCAGCAGAUGAAAUACUUGGAGUGCGUCAUAAAGGAAUGCCUCCGCUUGUACCCAUCGGUGCCAUUGAUCCAGAGACUGGUUCCUAAAGACAUCGAAAUGGGCGGCCUGCGGUUCCCGAAAAACACGACAGUAUUGAUCAACAUAUUCCGAAUGCAUCGGAACCCCGAAGUGUUCGAGUAUCCUCUGGAGUUCCGGCCGGAGCGGUUCGAGACCUCCAGUACUGCCAAGAACGCGUUCAGCUGGAUCGCGUUUAGCGCUGGGCCUAGGAACUGUAUUGGUCAAAAAUUCGCAAUGCUAGAAAUGAAAGUGACGUUAGCCGCCAUCGUGAGAAAUUUCGUGCUGUCUCCAUGUGGAGAUGAACCGGAGCCCUGUGGAGACCUCAUACUGAGGUCUAGGAACGGAGUUCACGUCAAAAUGAGGCCGAGAAACUAAGAUUAGCAAAGCCCCGUUUGUCCUAUUCAUAAGGCUGGUUAUAGUGUCACGAGGAGCGAUCCGCACAGGACUAAAUAUGUAUUAAAUUCAGGGAGCGUUUUAGAGUAAAGCGGAUGGGUCCGCGCGGACGACCACAUCAACUUCAUACAUAUAAAUCGCUCCGCGCGGUGGUGGGUAGGACACACACUAAAAUCAGCCUUAGUGGUGUUGCCUUGGGUACCCGUGUUAUUCUGGGUUCCCCUUUGCUUUCAAAAUGCUACAAGAUUAGCGAUUUAGAUGCUUACCACCUGCUUGACAUCUAAAUUAAUAUAAAUUACCAAUUAAAUAUUGCACACUGCAUAUUUUAAUAAUUAUGGGCACUAAAAUAUGUGUGAUGUUUGGAAGGAUAUUCCUGGCUUUACAUGCCUAAAGGGUCCCUUAUGCUUCAAAAAAUUCCGACAGAAAUAUUUAGACCCUGAAGGCACGAUAUGGCACAUUAGUUAUAUUCCGUCGAAAGCCUGUUAUUUUUGUGUACAAAGUUAACAAAUAUAGGUACAUUGCAUUUCGUAAAUAUUUAAAAAAUGUUGGUGGAGGUGCUGAAUAUUUAUAAUUUAACUGUGAUCGAGUAAAAUAAAGUGUAUAUAUUUAUUUUAA
Molecule: messenger RNA, 2167 nt
Organism: Leguminivora glycinivorella
Lineage: Eukaryota; Metazoa; Arthropoda; Insecta; Lepidoptera; Tortricidae
Gene: Cyp4l6
Product: cytochrome P450 4d2-like
Exons: 11
Coding region: 50-1534 (494 amino acids)
Molecular function (GO): monooxygenase activity; oxidoreductase activity, acting on paired donors, with incorporation or reduction of molecular oxygen; heme binding
Source: RefSeq, a predicted model, not a curated record